This is a messenger RNA of Prosopis cineraria, 1310 nucleotides long. RefSeq names its product bidirectional sugar transporter N3-like. Gene Ontology annotation, biological process: carbohydrate transport. Gene Ontology annotation, molecular function: sugar transmembrane transporter activity. The transcript has 5 exons. The record is from RefSeq and is a predicted model, not a curated record. NCBI's taxonomy places the organism in Eukaryota, Viridiplantae, Streptophyta, Magnoliopsida, Fabales, Fabaceae. The coding region runs from base 138 to 1151 and encodes 337 amino acids. Gene Ontology annotation, cellular component: membrane.
CUGCAUUUCUUUCGUGGCAGGGUCUCACGGUUCCAAAGCUUCACCUUCCUUCCCCUUCUCUCCCUUCUAUUAGGGAAUUCUCAAACUCUGACUCAGAGAGAGAGAGAGAGAGAGAGUGAGAGAUUCCAAAUCAAGCCAUGGCUCUUCCCCCUGCAUCUUUCAUCGUCGGUAUUUUCGGCAACAUUGUCUCCUUCAUGUGCUUCCUAGCACCACUGCCGACAUUUUACAGGGUGUGUAAGAAGAAAACAACAGAGGGGUUUCAGUCGAUUCCGUAUGUGGCAGCACUGUUCAGCGCAAUGCUUUGGAUAUUCUAUGCCUAUAUCAAGACCGGAGAAUUCCUCAUCAUCACCAUCAAUGCUGUCGGCUGUGUCAUCGAGAUCAUUUACCUUGUCAUUUACAUCACUUAUUGCCCCAAGAAAGCCAGGGUGUUCACGCUCAGGAUGAUCCUGUUGCUUAACUUUGGUGGCUUUUGCAUAAUCGUCCUUCUGACUCAUCUCCUAUCCAAAGAGCGUGCGGCCCGCAUCAAGCUUCUCGGUUGGAUUUGCGUCGUCUUCUCAACUAGUGUUUUUGUUGCUCCUUUAAGCAUUAUUAGAGUCGUUAUUCGCACCAAGAGUGUGGAGUUCAUGCCCUUCACUCUUUCAUUCCUCCUCACCAUCAGCGCCAUAACGUGGCUUAGCUACGGUGUUCUCCUCAAAGAUAUCUAUAUCUCUCUCCCGAACUUUGUGGGUAUUGCUUUUGGGACGAUUCAGAUGGUGCUGUAUGCAGUGUACAGAAAUCACAAGCCCGCACAGGACCACAAGCUCCCGGAACACAAAGGGGACAUCGAAAACGGCGUCGUUACGGCCGUCACCACCGUGGAUGACAAACAACAGGUCCUCUCUCAGCCAACUGGAGAUGUCGAGGCUGGAGAGAAGAAGGAGAAGGAUAAUCACAACCAGACAGAGCAGAAGCAGCAGCAGCAACAACAGCAAGAAGACUGGAGAAGAGAGGGAGAUCAGUUCGAAGGUUUGAGAAAAUUAAGAUUUGGAAUUUCGGGUGUGGUUGUGCCUCUGAGGAUGAUCGACCAUCUCUCUCUCUCUCUCUCUCUCUCUCUCUCUCUGGGGAUCAUAGUGAGAGUUCCUCUAAAGUUUAAACUUGCUUGUACCAUUUAAGAAACGUAUAUAGGGGGAAGAGACGAUGUAGAUUUCUAUAUAUCUAUAUCCGUGAUCUCUCUAUAUAUGAUUAAUUACUUUAUAAUAUGUCUCGAUACUUUCAUGUAAUUUAUGUUUUGUUUACAUAUAAAGUUAAGGCCCGCAUAAGGCAGUUUCGUA